This is a messenger RNA of Archocentrus centrarchus (flier cichlid), 3123 nucleotides long. RefSeq names its product tripartite motif containing 3b (gene trim3b). Gene Ontology annotation, biological process: proteasome-mediated ubiquitin-dependent protein catabolic process; protein polyubiquitination. Lineage: Eukaryota; Metazoa; Chordata; Actinopteri; Cichliformes; Cichlidae. The transcript is spliced from 17 exons. Gene Ontology annotation, molecular function: zinc ion binding; protein binding; ubiquitin protein ligase activity. The coding region runs from base 243 to 2531 and encodes 762 amino acids. The record is from RefSeq and is a predicted model, not a curated record.
UCCCAGUUCAGCCCUUUUCAGUGUGUGUAGAGUGUGUGGAAAAGGGAAAAGGAAGAGCGGUCAGCAGAGAAGGCGGGUGUGUGUGUGUGUGUGUGUGUGUGAGAGAGUGAGUCAGGGCGUGUGCUGAUUCUUCAGUGCUACGGGGAUUUAACAGAGUUGCCAUGAAGUCUUCUGGACAGAAGUACUCCACUCCACGGACAGUUAACUGCUGUCGUCAUCCGUGGCUUUAAAUUUCCUCUGCCAUGGCCAAGCGCGAGGCUGGAAGUACCAGCCCUGUGGUGCGUCAGAUAGACAAGCAGUUUCUGGUCUGCAGCAUCUGUCUGGAUCAUUACCGCAACCCCAAGGUCCUGCCCUGCCUGCACACCUUCUGUGAAAGUUGUCUCCAGAACUACAUUCCCCCAGAAUCUCUGACACUCUCAUGUCCAGUGUGCCGGCAGACAUCCAUCCUGCCAGAGAAAGGAGUUUGUGCCCUACAGAACAACUUCUUCAUCACUAAUCUGAUGGAGGUCCUUCAACGAGACCCAGAGUGCUCGCGGCCAGAGGCCUGCAGCGUGUUGGAAUCAGUCAGCGCUGCGGCUGCAGGAAAGCCCCUCUGCUGCCCAAACCACGACGGAAAGGUGAUGGAGUUCUACUGCGAGUCAUGUGAGACAGCCAUGUGUUUGGACUGCACAGAGGGCGAGCACAGGGAGCACAUGACUGUUCCUCUGCGGGAUGUCGUGGAACAGCACAAGGCUGCGCUGAAGACACAGCUGGAUGCCAUACACAGCAGGUUACCUCAGUUAACAGCAGCCAUUGAGCUGGUGAGUGAGAUCUCUCGACAGCUGAAUGAAAGGAAAAAUGAGGCAGUAGCAGAUAUUACCAGUACGUUUGAAGAGCUGGAACAGGCGCUGCAUCAGCGCAAGACGGCCCUCAUCACAGACCUGGAGAAUAUCUGCAGCACUAAGCAGAAGGUCCUGCAGGCCCAGCUUUCAGCUCUCCUCCAGGGGAAGGAACACAUUCAGAGCAGUUGCAGCUUUACAGAGCAGGCUCUCAGCCAUGGCAGUGCUACUGAGGUGCUGCUGGUUCAGAAGCAAAUGAGUGAGCGGGUGAAUGCACUAGCCAGACACGACUUCCCAGAGAAACCACAUCAGAAUGCACACCUGGACUGCCAGGUGGAGACCGAAGGCCUGCGGCGCUCCAUCCAGAACCUGGGUGUUCUCCUCACCACAGCCGCUGUGGCUCACACCUCUGUGGCCACAGGAGAGGGCCUUCGCCAUGCCGCAACUGGGCAGCACCAAACCGUUACUGUGACAACUAAAGACAAAGAUGGGGAGUUGGUGCGGACCGGAAAUGCUGUAUUAAAAGCAGAGAUAACGUCCGCUGAUGGGAGCCGGGCUGCAGAGACGGAGAUAACGGACAAUAAGAACGGAACAUAUGAGGUGGGCUACACGUUACGCUCUGAGGGAGAGUACUCCUUUUCUUUGCUGCUGUACGGACAGCCAAUACGUGGCAGCCCUUUCCGCCUGCGGGCAGUUAAGCCGUCAGAUGUUCCACAAUCACCAGAUGAUGUGAAGAGGAGGGUGAAGUCUCCCAGUGGGACGGGGGGCCACAUACGGCAGAAGGCAGUGCGACGGCCUUCCAGUAUGUAUAGCACGACCAAGAAAAAGGAGAACCCCAUUGAAGAUGAGCUCAUCUACAGAGUGGGUUCUCGGGGCAGAGAGAAAGGCGAGUUCACAAAUCUUCAAGGGAUCUCAGCAUCUAGUAAUGGCAGAGUGGUGGUGGCUGACAGCAACAACCAGUGCAUACAGGUUUUCUCCAAUGACGGCCAGUUCAAGAUGCGCUUUGGGGUCAGAGGUCGGUCUCCAGGGCAGCUGCAAAGACCGACAGGUGUCACCGUUGACAUGAAUGGUGACAUUGUGGUGGCUGACUAUGACAAUCGGUGGGUCAGCAUCUUCUCUCCUGAUGGCAAGUUUAAGAAUAAGAUCGGUGCAGGCCGGCUCAUGGGUCCCAAGGGCGUGGCUGUGGAUAAGAAUGGACAUAUUAUCACUGUGGACAACAAAGCCUGCUGUGUCUUCAUCUUUCAGUCUAAUGGGAAACUUGUGACCAAGUUUGGAGGCAGAGGGACUUCAGACAGACAGUUUGCAGAAAAACUUGGCCCAAACAUAAAUAAAUCUGGCUCAGUUUUCAGUCCACAUUUUGUUGCAGUGAACAACAAGAAUGAAAUUAUUGUGACCGAUUUUCACAAUCACUCUGUGAAGGUGUACAGCGCUGACGGGGAGUUCUUGUUCAAGUUCGGCUCUCACGGUGAAGGCAAUGGCCAGUUCAAUGCUCCCACUGGUGUGGCUGUGGAUGCCAAUGGAAACAUAAUUGUAGCUGACUGGGGUAACAGCAGAAUUCAGGUGUUUGACAGCACGGGGUCAUUCUUAUCCUACAUUAACACCUCGGCAGAUCCACUGUAUGGCCCCCAGGGCCUCGCGCUCACCUCAGAUGGACACGUGGCUGUUGCAGACUCUGGCAAUCACUGCUUCAAAGUUUACAGAUAUCUGCAGUAGACUGAGGGAAGACAUCACCACCACCACCACUGUCUGCUUUGAGAAAUCAAUGUCCCAUAUUGCUUGUAGAGAAAAAGCUGCAACAUGCCUGCGCAUGAGGCCCCAUGUCCACAAAUUAAUUUCCUGUUCAUUUUGUCUGCAGAUACUUUAAUCAGAGUUUAGGAACAACAUUAUAAUUUUCAAAUUAGAAUGUUUUUUUUAAAGACAAAAUUGGCUAGAUAUCCCCAAAAUUACUGCAAAAAAAAGAAACCAUCUUGUAAGGGGAUUACCAUGUGGAAAAAAAGUUCUUGGACCACUCCCUUCUUAAAACAACAAAAACAAAUGAAUAAAAAAAAAAAAAAAACAGUAAAUGUUAAAGAUAUCUCAUCUCAUAGGAAGCAUUUCAAAUACAUUACAUUUCAUACAGAAUGUGGGACAGGGGCAUGAAGUGCCCCCUCUACUCAAUUCCACACCUUCAAAGCUAGAUGACUGCAUCUUGUACAGUUGCACUGCCAUUACACUUACAAAAUCUAUCCAUAAACAGAUAUACAUACAUUACAAACACCUGUCAGGAAUAAGUCCUCCUGUAAUUAAAUAUUUCCACAUGUUGUCA